AUAAAGAACGGCGCCCCUAUUGGUGGCGCAUUUAAACUUUGUGACUGAUUCGAAACAACAUUGACGUGUGACUCUUCAGAGCUGUUAUUUGAGGGCAAUAUUAUAUUUUUUAAGUGUGAAUUUACCAGAUUGGACUAAAUUCUAGUGAUUUAAACGGCAAAAUGCAGAUCUUCGUGAAGACUUUGACGGGAAAAACCAUCACCUUGGAAGUAGAACCAUCUGAUACAAUUGAGAAUGUAAAAGCCAAGAUCCAAGAUAAAGAGGGCAUCCCCCCAGACCAACAGCGGUUGAUCUUCGCUGGCAAGCAGUUGGAAGAUGGACGCACAUUAUCCGAUUACAAUAUUCAAAAGGAAUCUACACUUCACUUGGUGUUACGUCUCCGAGGUGGCAUGCAAAUCUUUGUUAAAACCUUGACUGGAAAAACAAUUACCCUUGAAGUAGAGCCAUCAGACACUAUCGAAAAUGUGAAGGCUAAAAUUCAAGACAAGGAGGGCAUCCCACCAGACCAGCAGCGACUGAUCUUUGCUGGUAAGCAGUUGGAAGAUGGACGCACACUAUCCGAUUACAAUAUUCAGAAAGAAUCUACACUUCACUUGGUACUACGUCUCCGGGGUGGUAUGCAAAUCUUCGUCAAGACAUUGACUGGCAAAACUAUAACACUAGAAGUUGAGCCAUCAGAUACUAUCGAAAAUGUUAAGGCUAAAAUCCAAGACAAAGAAGGCAUCCCACCCGACCAGCAGCGUCUUAUUUUUGCUGGCAAGCAGUUAGAAGAUGGACGCACACUAUCCGAUUACAAUAUUCAGAAGGAAUCUACACUUCACUUGGUACUGCGUCUCCGAGGUGGUAUGCAAAUCUUCGUCAAGACUUUGACUGGCAAAACAAUCACACUUGAGGUAGAACCUUCAGACACCAUUGAAAACGUGAAGGCUAAAAUCCAAGACAAGGAAGGCAUUCCUCCAGACCAGCAACGUUUGAUCUUCGCUGGCAAACAGUUGGAAGAUGGACGCACACUAUCCGAUUAUAAUAUUCAGAAAGAAUCUACACUUCAUUUAGUAUUACGAUUGCGAGGCGGUAUGCAGAUUUUUGUCAAAACUUUGACCGGUAAAACUAUUACGUUGGAGGUCGAGCCAUCUGAUACAAUUGAGAAUGUAAAAGCUAAGAUCCAAGACAAAGAAGGCAUCCCUCCUGACCAGCAACGAUUGAUCUUUGCUGGCAAGCAGUUGGAAGAUGGACGCACACUUUCUGAUUACAAUAUCCAGAAGGAAUCAACACUGCAUUUGGUUUUGCGUUUGAGAGGUGGUAUGCAGAUUUUUGUCAAGACCUUGACUGGCAAAACUAUCACACUUGAGGUUGAGCCCUCUGAUACCAUAGAAAACGUAAAGGCUAAAAUCCAAGACAAAGAAGGCAUUCCUCCUGACCAACAACGAUUGAUUUUCGCUGGUAAGCAAUUGGAAGAUGGACGCACACUAUCCGAUUACAAUAUUCAGAAAGAAUCUACACUUCACUUGGUGCUGCGUCUCCGAGGUGGUAUGCAAAUCUUCGUCAAGACAUUGACUGGCAAAACUAUAACACUAGAAGUUGAGCCAUCAGACACUAUCGAAAAUGUUAAGGCUAAAAUCCAAGACAAAGAAGGUAUCCCACCCGACCAGCAGCGUCUUAUUUUUGCUGGCAAGCAGUUAGAAGAUGGACGAACACUUUCUGAUUACAAUAUUCAGAAGGAAUCUACACUUCACUUGGUGUUGCGUCUCCGAGGUGGUAUGCAAAUUUUCGUCAAGACUUUGACUGGCAAAACAAUCACACUUGAGGUAGAACCUUCAGACACCAUUGAAAACGUGAAGGCAAAAAUCCAAGACAAGGAAGGCAUUCCUCCAGACCAGCAGCGGUUGAUCUUUGCUGGUAAGCAGUUGGAAGAUGGACGCACACUAUCCGAUUAUAAUAUUCAGAAAGAAUCUACCCUUCACUUGGUGCUGCGUCUCCGAGGUGGUAUGCAAAUUUUCGUCAAGACAUUGACCGGCAAAACUAUCACAUUAGAGGUGGAGCCCUCGGAUACUAUUGAAAAUGUGAAGGCUAAAAUUCAAGACAAAGAAGGCAUUCCCCCUGACCAGCAGAGGCUAAUAUUCGCAGGUAAACAGCUAGAAGAUGGACGCACACUAUCUGACUACAACAUUCAAAAGGAAUCCACUUUGCAUUUAGUUUUACGAUUGAGGGGAGGAAUGCAAAUUUUUGUUAAGACUCUGACUGGAAAAACUAUUACUUUAGAAGUGGAGCCUUCAGAUACUAUUGAAAAUGUUAAAGCCAAAAUUCAAGAUAAGGAGGGUAUCCCUCCUGAUCAGCAGAGACUCAUUUUUGCUGGGAAACAAUUAGAAGAUGGACGCACUCUUUCCGAUUAUAAUAUUCAGAAAGAAUCUACUCUUCACCUAGUAUUGCGUCUCCGUGGAGGGAUGUAAAACUAAAGUGAAAUUAUGAUUAUGUCAAGUAAUAAAUAAAUGAUUAAAAAAAUUUUUUUUUUGUUAUAAUUGUAGUUACUAAGUAGGCUGGCAAGGAUAUUUGGCUCUGUGACUAAAAUCUAAAACUUUCGAAAGUCUUAUUACAACAGCAUACAUUUGAUCUGGGUCUUUAACAAUAUGCAUAACCAAAUUUCCUCGAACUGACUUUCCCAUUUAUAAUAUUAGUAUGGUU
Plodia interpunctella (Indianmeal moth) is the source of this 2679-nucleotide messenger RNA. RefSeq names its product polyubiquitin-C. Gene Ontology annotation, cellular component: cytoplasm; nucleus. The record is from RefSeq and is a predicted model, not a curated record. Gene Ontology annotation, biological process: protein ubiquitination; modification-dependent protein catabolic process. Gene Ontology annotation, molecular function: protein tag activity; ubiquitin protein ligase binding; RNA binding. The transcript is spliced from 2 exons. Lineage: Eukaryota; Metazoa; Arthropoda; Insecta; Lepidoptera; Pyralidae. Bases 162 to 2447 code for a protein of 761 amino acids.